CAUAUUUGAUUAGAUUUGAUUUUUACCGCCGGCUUUCCCUUCCUACGCCGCCGGCCUCCUCUCGCCGGCUUCCGGCUAGCAUAUGUGGACGGGCUCCCCGUACUCCUUCGCCGUCCUCGAACGCCUCCUCCAAGAUCACUUCUCCGCCCCUCGCCGCCUCCUCCAGGUCCAUGCCCUCCUCCUCACCUCCGGCGCGCUCUCCACCUCCCACGCCGCCGCCACCUUCCCCUACAAUUGCCUCAUCCAUGCCCACCUCCGCCUCCCCGCUUCCACCAUUACCCCGCUAUGCGCCCCCCUCCGCCUCUUCUCGGCCAUGCUCGCCGCUGGCGCGCGCCCCAACGGCCACACGUUCCCUUCCCUCCUCAGGUCCGCCUCCGCCUCCGGACCAGCCACCAGGGCUCUCCACACGCAGUGCCUCCGCCGCGGGCUUACGGCCGAUCGCUUCGUUGCAUGCUCGCUCGUCAGCUCCUAUGGCCAAGCUGGCCGUCUCGCGUGUGACGCUUCUAAGGUGUUUGAUGAAAUGGCCAGCCCGGAUCUGGCCUCCUCUAACGCCAUGCUUGAUGUGCUGUGCCUCGCCGGGGACGUGGCUGCGGCUAGAGAAUUCUUUGAGCGGAUGGUGGUGAGGGAUGUGGUGUCAUGGACGACACUCAUCUCUGGGUCAUCGAGGAAUGGGUGCCACUGGGAUGCUGUCGAGAUCUUCAGGGGAUUUUUGGUACACAACAGGGGACUGCUCGGGGAGGCCACACUGGUCAGCGUGCUCUCGGCUUGUGCCAACUUGGAUGGUGCCGAGGGGCUUGCUGUCGGGACGGCCGUUCACGCGUAUGUCAUUCGGCAUGAGGUUGUCUUCACAGCGUUCUUGGGCACGGCAUUGAUCGACAUGUAUGGGAAGUAUGGGAAGCUUGCCUGUUGCAGGAGAGCUUUUGAGAUUGUAUGCGAGAAGGAGGUCUGUACGUGGAAUUCACUGCUCUCUGCACUGGCUAAUCAUGGGAAAGAGACUGAAGCACUGGUUAAGUUCAACAUGAUGAUAGUUGGAGGGUUCUUGCCGAAUCAGAUCACAUUUCUUGCUCUACUGACAGGUUGUGCUCGAGCAGGAUUGGUGGAGAUUGGGUUAUACUGGUUCGAGACGAUGGUGACUGAAUACAAGGUGACUCCGAUGAUGGCCCAUUAUGGAUGUGUUGUGGACCUGUUAAGCCGUGCUGGCCGUUUUAUGGAGGCCAUCGAGAAGAUAGAGCGGAUGCCCUUUUUGCCUGAUGCUUCUGUGUGGGGCGCGCUUCUUGGUGCUUGCAAGCUCCAUGGAAAUGUGGAGCUUGUUGCUGAGAUUGGGCGAAAACUAGUGGCUCUUGGUCCUCAGCAAUCCGACCGGUAUGUGACUAUCAGGAAUAUUUAUCUAGAAAAUGGGAAUUGGUGUGCUGCGACGAGAAUGGGUGAGGUGAUGCAUGAGGCCGGGAUCAAGAAGACAGCAGGGCAAAGUAGUGUUGUGUUUCACAGCUCUGCCAUUACUUGACUAGAGUUUGUCUGUUGCAAAUAUUGCUCUUCUGGGACUACCGUUUGUUUCUGAUGACUUGUACCUUUAGGAAAAUACUAAACCACAUCUUGUUGUUCAAGCUUAUAACAAAUAUUUGACGUAAUGAAGAAUCAGAUUUUUAUUCACUGAAUCGGGCGGGUUACCUUUGAUUUGCAAGAUUGCAAAAAGGCAGUAUUAGGAAAAUCACAGAAUUGUAGUGGCAUGUCUACUCAAAAUCUAUAGAAUUUUGUUUGCACCAAAGUAGUGUAUUUGAUUAUACCACUGGUAAAACAAAAAGAUUCUUUGCAAGAGGUUUGAGUGAAUGAAAAAUCCCUAAAAACUCUAAGCUCCCGGGAAUUGGAGGUCUGGGAGCACUCCGUGUAUUUUUCGCUGGCGGGUCCCGGUUGUAAGGGGGAGAUGUGUGUGUGGGACACGGGUGUCAGGGAGGGCAUGGGGUGUCUCCCGGUUGAACCGACGUUCAGUGUAGCGUGUUCGUUUCAUGGUGGUUUGGGUUGCGGUCGUGUCUUCUUUCCGCCGGCCCUUGUGAGUCUGGUCAAAGGGGAUUCUUCAUUCAGAGAGGGGGUGAAGUGGUUGGCGGCUGUAGUUUCGGCAGGGUUGUAUGAGCGGCUGGAAGACGAGGGUGGGGUCACUGGGUGAUUGGCGGCGGAGGUUCUCACCGCUCCCUGCGGACGGCUGCUACGAUAGGGUGGACGGUGCGGUCGUCGUCGCUCUUUGAUUCGGCCGCGUUGGGGUUUGUUUUGUUUCGGCUGCUGCGGGUGUUUCCCCAUGGAUUGAUGCGUGUAUUUGCUCCCUUCUUCGCUAUUAUUUCUUUCUUUCUUUGUGCCUUUGUGGUGUUGUUUCCUUGCCGGUGCCGAUUGAUAUUUGACAGGCUUGUUUCGGCUGCGGUGGGUGUCCUCCCCGUUUUUUUCUUUCUCCCCAUGGAUUACAUGGUAGGGGCCGUAGUGGUGGAUGCUUCCUGUGUAUCAUCACGUGUUGCUGUUGGUGCGGUCCAUUGGGGGUUUGGAUUAAGUGCUUUGUGGCUGCCGGGAUGUGGUGCUGUCGAUGGGUUUGUUUUUUUAGAAGAAAAGGGCUCCCGCCCCGGCUCCAUUUGAUUGAAUAAAAUGAAGCCAAAUUUCUGUCGAUGGGUUUGUUUGGUGUGGGUUAGUGUCUCAGUGUGGUGUUCAUUGCUUUCGUGGGUGUUUUGUUUUAUAGGAUGUACCAUCGUUUGAUUUUUGCUGUAGGUUUGGUUGAGGUGUUUACUAAUCUGGUACAUUGUUGUCUGCUGGCUGCUUAUGUAUAGGAUCUGUACCUAUAAUCUUCACGACCGGCCAGAUAGCUUCUUUGCUAAUUAAGAAGCCUGUUAAAUAUCCGCGAACCUCUGACUUGUUUAAGCUCUCUUUGACAUGGAUCAAUCAAUAAAUACCUGUAUGUCUAGCAUCUUCACGGGGCCAAAUCAACUUCUUAUCUAGGCACACUAUUGUAAAUUCCAUUCACAGUUGUAGAUUUGAUAGAAUCAUUCUGAAUUGGUUUGUUUAAGUACAAAACAGCAAAAGAUGUCGUUUUAAAUUUCGAAGAAACUGUUGUCAAUUUGUCUUCUGAAUACAAAAGGGCAUAGGGGAAGGUAAAAUUAAGAAUCGCUGAUCACAUAGGUGCACUGGCACAAUAAAGGGAUUUGCCUUGAUUUCUAUCUAUUCUCGGUUCUUAAUUUGUCUAAAAGAUGUGUUGAGAAAUGGAGAUGUAGGCACAUGAAAAGAAGGGACAUGGAGCCUUAGCUAAUGUAAUUAUUUAUUGUAGGGAUGCUUCUGUUAUAACAUAAUUAUGUAUCCCGUGAUGCUCAUGUUUUAGGAUUUUUAAUUACUUCAUGUUCCAUUGAUUUGACUGGCAACCUCUAUAUGUCAUCUCUGAUGCAUCGAGUGGGCUCCGUGGAUUUGGAUACUGAGUUCUAAUUUGAUGACUUGUUUUGGCAAUUUCAGGUUACUGUUGCUCCCACGCUCCGUGGUAUUAUUUGAUUUGAUGUACAAAUUUUAUUGGGCAAUACUCACAUGUGAAAUUAGGAUAUUCCUUCAACUCAUCCCAUUUUUAAUCUGAAACUGAACAUCAUUUUCCUUAUAUUUUGGCCGAUGUAGGCUAGAUGAUGGUAAGUUGGUAUUUAUCUGCUGUCUGCCUUGCUGGACGAAUUAACAUCUACUAUUUUAUUUCAGCUAUGUAAGAGCAUCCGAAUUUACUAUACAUUCCGAAGAACUUAGUAAUUGGUUUGCCUGCAGAGUCCGUCAGCAGGACACGAUUGUAAACAUAGGUCCUAGGCUCAGAUAUAUGGAUUCAGAAUUUACAUGCCGAGUUGAGUGCUGAGGAUUUGAAGUUGUGAUGCAUUAAGGUAAGGAUCCUUAUUUUUCAUUUGUCAGCCAUUCCUGUGCUAUUUCCGUAUUUUUUUUCUUGCAAUUUUCUCAUCUAGAUAAUUUGCUCAGAUCUCAUGAGUUUUGGAAAUUAGCAUCUUUCCAUAGCUUAGUACAGAAGCGUUUUUUAUGGCUGAAUAAAUCUUGGUACUUCUAGGUUUGCUGAGCGGUUUGAGGCAUCCUCUUUGAGGCCAAUGCUGGUAGUGCCGUUUGUGUUUAGGUGUGCGGUUGUGUCAAAUUUGGUCUUUCGAUUUGCUAUUGUUUUUUUUUGCGGGCGUUCGAUUUGCUAUUGUCACUGUCUUUGUGUCACCUAGGCAGAGUUCGUCCUAUGGCCCCGCUGAUUUUUAUUUUAGUUGGUCUUGCUGUCGUGUGGUCAUGUCGUUGUGUUUGGUUGAGCUCUAGGCUAGAUGGAGAGCAGUGCGGCUGGUCAUGUCUGGCACUGUCAGAAGCGUGCUGGUAUACUUGAUUGUGGCCAUAAGGCCUUUUAUGUUUCAUCACUUUUGUAUUCCUGUCAAUAAAAAAGGUGGAGCCACACCUUAAAUUGUCAUGGUGAUGUCGGAUGGCAGUUGGCCAGCCAGUCAGGUUGAUUAUUUGAGAAAUCAAUGUUUGUA
Molecule: messenger RNA, 4508 nt
Organism: Triticum aestivum (bread wheat)
Lineage: Eukaryota; Viridiplantae; Streptophyta; Magnoliopsida; Poales; Poaceae
Product: putative pentatricopeptide repeat-containing protein At1g10330
Exons: 1
Coding region: 83-1504 (473 amino acids)
Biological process (GO): RNA modification
Molecular function (GO): RNA binding; protein binding
Source: RefSeq, a predicted model, not a curated record